Chironomus riparius is the source of this 600-nucleotide messenger RNA. The record is from the annotation of a GenBank genome assembly. NCBI's taxonomy places the organism in Eukaryota, Metazoa, Arthropoda, Insecta, Diptera, Chironomidae.
AUGAAACCACUGAAAUUUAUUUUUAUAAUUUUUUUUGCAAAUAUUUUUUGUGACAAUUCAAUUGAAAGAGAAAUGAGAGAAUCAUCAAUUUGCGAAAAUAAUGAUCCUGUUAGAGACGUAGCUUUUGUUAGAAUAGGACGGUAUAAUGGCUACACCGAUAAAGGCUCUGAAUAUCAAAAAACAUAUCUUGUAUCUAGAUAUGCUAAAACAACUUGGAUGAAUGCAAAAACUUAUUGUAAAUCGUUUGAUCUCGAUCUUGUUUCAUUCGAAACAUUAACAGAAGUUUACAACUUCAUCGAUAUGGCAAAAGAAAAUUCAUUUGUAAAAUCAUUAGGAGGAGUGCAUAUGCUGGUAGAUGGCAUGACUCCUACUCCUAAUACCACAACUGAAUGGUAUUGGACUAAUACUGGAACUAAAGUAUCAUUUACUCUGCCAUGGCAAGAAGGAGAACCAAACUUUCUUAAUAAUGGAGAAUAUUGCCUUGCACUUUCAGCUCAUGAAGUUAGUACAUUAGGAUUCAAUGAUUUUCCUUGUGAUGUUGGAUUAUCUCCAUUUGUAUGUCAAAGAGCUGACUUUUAUGUUCCUUUGAGGGCAAAUUAA